Messenger RNA from Penicillium riverlandense, 2172 nucleotides. RefSeq names its product rRNA (cytosine-C5-)-methyltransferase NOP2. Bases 1 to 2172 code for a protein of 723 amino acids. Gene Ontology annotation, cellular component: nucleolus. The record is from RefSeq and is a predicted model, not a curated record. Gene Ontology annotation, biological process: maturation of LSU-rRNA; rRNA base methylation. Gene Ontology annotation, molecular function: RNA binding; rRNA (cytosine-C5-)-methyltransferase activity. The transcript has a single exon. Lineage: Eukaryota; Fungi; Ascomycota; Eurotiomycetes; Eurotiales; Aspergillaceae.
AUGGGCAAAGGUCGUCGCAUGAAGAAGCAGGGCCCCCCGGCCCCGCUGGAUGAAAGCAAGAUUUCCAUGCUCAAGAAGCGCAAGGCUGCUGAGGCAGAGUCGGCUCCGAAGGCUGCUGCUGCGCCGGCCAAGAAGCGGCGGAGGGCCAAUGUCGACGAGGAAGAGCUGGUGACGAAGAAAGUGGCACAUAAGAAGACCAAGGCCAAUGGUGCAGCCGCGACGAAUGGCAGGAAAGAACAGAAGAAACCCGUGUCAGGGAAGAAGCAGCCCGUGCCCAUGGAUUCGGAUUCAGAGGAUGAUGAUGAGUUUGGAGACCUGGAUGGCGUUAGUGAGGGAUCAAUCGAUAGUGAUGAGAUGGUGGAAGGUCUGUCCGACCUGGAGGAUGACGACGACGAACUCAACGCUGAAGAUGACUCGGUUCUCGACUCUGACGAAGAUGAUCACCCGCGCGAAACCAUGUUCUCUGACGAUGAAGACCUGUCCGAUGCGGAGGAGAGGUUGACCGCAGCCAACAUUGAGGGAUUGUCGCGGAAAUUGGACGCUGCCAAGCAGGCGGAAGACGAAGAAGCAGAGCAGGAAUUGCAGGAGUCCGCCAUGCAGACCAACAUCGCCGGCGACCGUCCUGAUGUGUUCGGUGACGCCGAGACUGGCCAGCCGGGUCUGGCACCCGAUCUGCAGCUGCUGCGGCAGCGCAUCACCGACACUAUCCGUAUUCUGGGCGACCUGAAGACUCUGGGUAACCCGGACAAGUCGCGUGCCGACUACCUUGACCUGCUUCUGAAUGACAUCUGCACCUACUACGGCUACACCCGUUUCCUGGCCGAGAAGUUGUUCAACCUGUUCACGCCCAUGGAGGCCUUCGCCUUCUUCGAAGCCAACGAAACCCCCCGCCCUGUCGUCAUUCGUACCAACACUCUGCGCACGAACCGUCGGUCCCUUGCUCAGGCUUUGAUCAACCGCGGUGUCGUUCUUGAGCCCGUUGGGAAAUGGUCCAAGGUUGGAUUGCAGGUUUUCGAGUCUGCCGUGCCCCUGGGUGCCACUCCUGAGUACUUGGCCGGCCAUUACAUUCUGCAGGCGGCGUCCUCUUUCCUGCCCGUCAUGGCGCUGGCACCCCAGCCUAAUGAGCGCGUCCUCGAUAUGGCCGCUGCGCCCGGCGGUAAGACCACCUACAUGUCCGCGCUGAUGCGCAACACUGGCUGUGUGAUCGCCAACGAUGCCAGCAAGCCUCGUGCUAAGGGUUUGAUUGGUAACAUCCACCGUCUCGGUUGUAAGAACACCAUCGUGACCAACCUGGAUGCUCGCACGGCAUUCCCCAAAGCUAUGGGUGGCUUUGACCGUGUUCUGCUGGACGCUCCAUGUACUGGUACCGGUGUUAUUUCGAAAGACCCGAGCGUGAAGACAUCCAAGAACGAGCGCGACUUCCUGGCUAUCCCGCACAUGCAGCGUCAACUUCUUCUGGCGGCCAUCGACUCGGUUGACCACUCCUCCAAGACCGGAGGAUACAUUGUGUACUCGACCUGUAGUGUCACCGUGGAGGAGAACGAGGCCGUGGUGCAGUACGUGCUACGGAAACGGCCCAACGUCAAGAUUGUGGACACGGGUCUGGGCGAUUUCGGUAGCCCCGGUUUCACCAGCUACAUGAGCAAAAAGUUCGAUGCCAAGAUGGCGCUCACCCGCCGCUACUUCCCGCACCGUGAGAACGUCGACGGCUUCUACGUCUGCAAACUCAAGAAGAUUGGUCCCACCGUCUCUGCCAACCCCACUGAUGACGCCACAGCUGCUACGGCUGGAGAUCGUCCCGCCAAAAAGAGUGCCCCCUCUGCUACCUCUUCUGAUGACGAGGUGGUCGACAAGACUCCGAUUCGGGAUGAGGAUGGGUCCGCAAUGGACUUUGAAGGAGGAGCUUUUGGCCCAUUCGAGGAGGAUGAUGAUGCUGACCGCAUCGUUCGCGCUGAGCGUAACCGUCUGCGCCGCAAAGGUCUCAACCCCAAGGGUGUUCUGAACAAACCCAAGAAGACCAAAAAGUCGGACGAGUCGACAUCGCAGCCAGAAGAGGCCAAGACUGAAACUGAGGCUACUACAAAGAAGUCCUUGAAACAGGGUGAGAAGAAGACGGCGAAGGAGGGAGAAAAGGAGAAGAAGGAUAAGAAGGGGAAGCAGGCGACCAAGUGA